CUCUUUGCUGACAAAGGGGACUAACAAGCCAGGGUGCAAGGGAGUAAAGGUGAUCCAGAGCCAGGGGAUCAGUGAUUGCCUGGGCCAUAUCUCCUCCUGGCAGCUGCUUCUAGAGCUGAAGGGAAAGACGCAGAAACAGACUCAUGGGGUUAUAGCUUCCUGAGACCCUGGGAACACUUGGGGCUGCCUUCAGGAGAGCGACUGCUGAGGAGACAUCAGCUUCUCACCUUUCCUAGUUCCUCGAGGAUCACCCUCACUGAGGACAGUCUCCUCAAACAGACACCCUCCCUGCACAAUGGCCUUUGCAGCCUCCCUGGCUGAGCUCCAGGCAGAGGCCAGCUGUCCCAUCUGCCUUGAUUACCUGAGAGACCCAGUGACCAUUCACUGUGGGCACAACUUCUGUCUGUCCUGCAUCCACCAGCGCUGGGAAGACCUACAGGUCAUCUUCCCCUGUCCUGUGUGCCUCCACCACUGCCCUGACAGGAACUUGAAGAAGAACUCCCAAUUACGUCACAUGACUGAAAUUGUUAAGCAGCUGCCCACCACGAGGAGCAAGAGGAAAGGGCAGGAAGAGACGCCCCUGUGCGAGAAGCACAGUCAGGUUCUGGGCCUGUUCUGCGAGGAGGAGCUGGAGCUGUUGUGUCCCCAGUGCGGGGUGUCCUCUGACCACCGGGAUCACCUAGUGACACCCAUUGAGCAAGCUGCCGCUAGUCACAGGAGGAGGCUCAAAAGCUACAUUGAGCCCCUGAAGAAGCAAGUUGAAGACGCUGAAUUGGAGCGUGAAAUCCUAGUUGCAAAAUCUCCUAUUGAAGUUCAGCAGAAGAUGAAAAAUUGGAGGGGAGAGUUACACUCUGAGUUUGAGGAACUUAAGGAUUUCCUGAGAAAGGAGCAAGUUGCAAUUCGUGGCAGGCUGCUUAUGCAAAAGAAGGACGUUGAAGACAAGCUAUCCCAAUACCAAAGCCAAAUUUCAAACCAUAUGUCCAGGCUACAAAAUCUGAUAAGUGAAAUAACAGAGAAACGUUUCCAGGGAGACCUGGCAUUCCUGACAGACAUUGAAAGGAUCUACAACAGGUAUGAACAGCUAAAAGCCCCAGAAGACUUUUCAUAUGAAUUAAAGGAAGAGAGUUGCAAUUUCCCUCCACAUUAUUUUGGCCUGCAAAAAAUGAUCAGUACAUUUCAGGUAGAUUUGACAUUAGAUCCUGAAACUGCCCAUCCAAAUCUUAUUAUCUCAAAAGAUAGAAAAAGUGUGAUAUAUAGAACGAUGAAACCAAACUGUCUUGACAAUCCUGAAGCAUUUACUUCUUACCUGGCUGUCCUGAGUUGUGAAGGAUUUGAUGCUGGCAGGCAUUUUUGGCAGGUCGAAAUAAGAGGCACAGGUGAAUGGUGCCUAGGUGUAUGUAAAAAUUUCCCCAGAAAUGCUCUUAUACCACCAUGCCCAAAGGAUGUGUGUGGGCAAUUCCAGCAGGGCACUAGGACGUGUGGUACAGGGUACACAAGACAAGUCAUGCGGAUAGGUGUUUUUCUGGAUUAUGAACUGGGAGAAGUUUCAUAUUAUAAUUGGCACAGCAGGUCAUAUUUGUAUACGCUCACUGAUACAUUUACAGGCAAACUUAUACCUUACUUCUCUGUUGGGCUUUCUUCAAGAUCUCUUACAAUCAGUAUUGUCCUAGAUGAAUGAUGAACUUCUUGAAGGACCUUUUUGUGUGUGGUUCUAUUUUAUUCCUGUGUUCUUGGAGGGUAUUGUAAUAAAGAUUUUGAUUCCA
Messenger RNA from Equus caballus (horse), 1763 nucleotides. Lineage: Eukaryota; Metazoa; Chordata; Mammalia; Perissodactyla; Equidae. The record is from RefSeq and is a predicted model, not a curated record.